CGCUAGCAGCGCCGCUGGGCAACCCGAGACACGAGAGCGCAGGAACCCCCGGGCCAGCGGAGGGCAGGAGCGGAGCCCCUGAGGGAGCGCGGGCCCCGACGGCGCGCUCCCUCGUCGGCCACGGGCAGGUAGGCCCCGCGUGGCGGCCGGAGGGGGGCUGCAGCGGGGCCCUCGGGCCGAAGGUCCCCCGGGCGGCCAGCCAUGACCUUCGGGCGCAGCGGGGCGGCCUCGGUGGUGCUGAACGUGGGCGGCGCCCGGUACUCGCUGUCCCGGGAGCUGCUGAAGGACUUCCCGCUGCGCCGCGUGAGCCGGUUGCACGGCUGCCGUUCCGAGCGCGACGUGCUCGAGGUGUGCGACGACUACGACCGCGAGCGCAACGAGUACUUCUUCGACCGGCACUCGGAGGCCUUUGGCUUCAUCUUGCUCUACGUGCGCGGCCACGGCAAGCUGCGCUUCGCGCCGCGGAUGUGCGAGCUCUCCUUCUACAACGAGAUGAUCUACUGGGGCCUGGAGGGCGCGCACCUCGAGUACUGCUGCCAGCGCCGCCUCGACGACCGCAUGUCCGACACCUACACCUUCUACUCUGCGGACGAGCCGGGCGUGCUGGGCCGCGACGAGGCGCGUCCCGGCGGGGCCGAGGCGGCUCCCUCCAGGCGCUGGCUGGAGCGCAUGCGGCGGACCUUCGAGGAGCCCACGUCGUCGCUGGCCGCGCAGAUCCUGGCCAGCGUGUCGGUGGUGUUCGUGAUCGUGUCCAUGGUGGUGCUGUGCGCCAGCACGCUGCCCGACUGGCGCAACGCGGCCGCCGACAACCGCAGCCUGGAUGACCGGAGCAGGUACUCCGCCGUCCCUGGGAGGGAGCCCUCCGGGAUAAUUGAAGCUAUCUGCAUAGGUUGGUUCACUGCGGAGUGCAUCGUGAGGUUCAUUGUCUCCAAAAACAAGUGUGAGUUUGUCAAGAGACCCCUGAACAUCAUUGAUUUACUGGCAAUCACGCCAUAUUACAUCUCCGUGUUGAUGACAGUGUUUACAGGCGAGAACUCUCAACUCCAGAGGGCUGGAGUCACCUUGAGGGUGCUUAGAAUGAUGAGGAUUUUUUGGGUGAUUAAGCUUGCCCGUCACUUCAUUGGUCUUCAGACACUCGGUUUGACUCUCAAACGUUGCUACCGAGAGAUGGUUAUGUUACUUGUCUUCAUUUGUGUUGCCAUGGCAAUCUUUAGUGCACUUUCUCAGCUUCUUGAACAUGGGCUGGACCUGGAAACAUCCAACAAGGACUUCACCAGCAUUCCCGCUGCCUGCUGGUGGGUGAUUAUCUCUAUGACUACAGUUGGCUAUGGAGAUAUGUAUCCUAUCACAGUGCCUGGAAGAAUUCUUGGAGGAGUUUGUGUUGUCAGUGGAAUUGUUCUGUUGGCAUUACCUAUCACUUUCAUCUACCAUAGCUUCGUGCAGUGUUAUCAUGAGCUCAAGUUUAGAUCCGCUAGGUAUAGUAGGAGCCUCUCCACUGAAUUCCUGAAUUAAUGCAUUGCAAAUCAAUUCUUGCAUACACUUCAUAGAAGGACUUGAUGCUACUUCAUAUUUAUGUGUUUCUUGCUGGGUGAGCGAGCACUGCAGUGGCAUUGUCAUCAUCUUGGUAGGGUAAAAAUUAUCCUUCCCAGCCGAAGGGAUAAAACGGUUUACUUAUGGAGUAAAUAGAAUUGAGACUGCAAAGGAAGAGUAAUGAGUCCUGGAGUAAACUUGAGGACCUUGCUUUAUUUUAGACUUGUUUUCCCCUUUCCUUGAAUGAUUACACAUUUAAAAUAUAUAUAUUAUUUGAACAUUUUAAAACAGAAAGGUACUAUUUUCCAAAGGUUUUUCCAUCUUAUGAAUUCAGAAGCUUGGAACUUGUGGUGUUUUUUGUUUGAGAGUAACAUUUUCAUUUCUAAAUGUUUUAUAAUUUCUCAUAUCAAUGUCAGAAGUAUCCUGGAAACAUAUGUCACAUGCAGGAACUGUUUAACAAAUACUUUAAAAAUUUGGCCAAAAUUUAAACUGUAUAGUGGAGCUAGAUACAAGUAAGAAUAGUAUUUGAAUGACUUUUCCAGCAUACUUCUCAAUUCUUUGCUUUAUUUUUGUGCCAAUUACUUGCUUUAUCGUGCAGCUUCAUGGAAGCUUGAGUAUGUUCUCCCUUUUUCACUUUGGAUUUCUUUGAUCUUUUUACUGAAAUGACUCAAAAGGUAUUUAAGAAUUGAAGAGAGCUUGUGUUGUUUAGAAUUUAUUGGAUAAUAUUUGAAUUCAUUGCUAUUCUAGGUGAUGACUGCCCUAAUAUUUACAUGUACAAACAAGGACAUAAAAAUUAUAAUAUGACUAGUUUGAGAAAACUCACUAUUACAACCUCUUCUUUUCUUAAUUUUCUCCACCAAACACUAGAGGUUUAAUAAGACUUAUCAGAUGAAAGGAUAUUUAUGUAGCUAUUUAGUACCAAAGUCAUACUUACGUGUUGUCACUGGAUUAUCAAAAAGGAAGAAGUGAAAUAUUACUGUACUCUUAGUUGCUGUGUAGCUAGGUCCAUAUUAAGCCAGUAAAAGCAAUGGAUACAUCAUUAUUUGAUCUAAUCUUUAACCAUUGUGAAUCACAGCUACACAAAAUCCUUGUGAGACUAUUGAAUAAUAUGCCAUCUUAAUCUGGAUAGAUUAUUAGGACUAGAUAAUGUAAAAGUGAUGAUUGUUUAGUAACUAAAUUUUAGCAAUAGGAAUUAGAAUUUUGCUUUUUCAAAACCAGUUACCAUAAAGAAGUUAGUAUAUAUAACACAAAUAAUUAGCAAAAGAUUCAUAAAAUAUCAAAUGUUGUACACAGUAAUUUUGUCAUGGAUUGGGAAAUGGUGGGUAGGAUGGAGGAUCUGGAUUUAUUUUAUCAAAUAGAGGUUUACCAGAAGUGUCCAUUAAAGGAAUUUUAGCCAUGAUCUAGUUCAAACCUCGACUAUUACAGGUAGGAAAUCAGGGCAGGAGAUGAUAUAAUUGUGAAAGAGUCAGGGCUAACACCUGAAUCUCUAGAAACCUAGCCCAGCAGUUUAAUCUUCACACACCUCUUGGUUCCGAGAAGAGCCUAGAAAAAUCCCACUUCUUUGUCAUGUCAUACUGAGAUAAUAAUAGCAAAACUGUUUUCUUUCUCUUAAUUUCCUUUCCUAAGCUUAUGUUACACUUUGGCCAUUAAAUAUCUUGCCUUAUCUUCCCUACUACUGCUGGUAUGCUACUUCUUACAUACUCAAAAGAAAUUUGAUUAUUUAUUGUAUAUUUAUUGUAUUCUAACAUAAUUGAAAUAAAUGGCAUGGAUUUAUUUUUUCUUACCUAUUUGGAUUAAAGCUUUGUGGUUCAUGCAAACAAUGUGCAGAUGAUAGCACCUUCAUAUUACUAAUAAAAAUAUGAUAACCAUCAAUUUUACUGGUACUGGGACCGCUUUAUGUGAUUAUGUCCUGUUUUCCCAAGUAAAUUAUAACUAUCUUGAGAGCUGGGAUCUUCUCUCAUGCAUACACUUUUAUAUCCCCACAGUGUCUGUUACAGACUUUGGCAUAAACUGUUGACAGAUUUGGGGGGAGAAACUUCUGUAUGAAGAGACAAGGAGAAGCGUAUACAUGUGCACAUAUACACACAGACUUCAUGCUACUCACUAGGUAGCUAGUGUGAAAUCUCUUGUUGGUGAUUCCAGACUUUCCAUAGGACCAGUUUUCAUUAAGAAGCAUGUUGGAUAAAUGUGCUUCUUGGAUAAAAGUGGCAGUUAAGCUACCCAUUUAUAAGGAGACAAUGAGAUGUGAUAGUUCAUAAGUGAAAAAAUAUGUAUUAGGGUUUUGUCUUCAUGGACAUUGUGGUUUUUUAGGAACAGCAUUUUCUUGCAACCUUCCCUGAGUGUUGCUACUUUUAUCAUUAUUUAUCUAUUUAUUUAUUUUUUAGAGACAGAAUUUUGCUUGGUUGACCAGGCUGGAGUGCAGUGGUGAGCUCAGUGGUUUGAGACUGAGCUCAUUGCAGUCUCAAAGUCCUGGGCUCAAGCAGUCCUCCCACCCCAGCCUCCCAAGUAGCUAGGACUAUAGGUGUGCACCACCAUGCUGGCUAAUUUUUUUAUUUUUUUGUAAAGAUAGCGGUCUCACUGUGUUGCCCAGGCUGGCCUCAAACUCUUAUCCUCAAGCAGUCUUCCCACCUUAGCCUCCCAAAGCACUGGGAUUAUGGACAUGAGCCACUGUGCCUGGCCUGUUGCUGCUUUUAAAAAAAAUCAUUAAGUAUCACUUCUUCCUUAGCUAUACUUACAGAUGUGUCUCAUAACUCAGUCUUCAUGGCAGAAAUGUUUUCACUGAGAUCUAUAUUGGUACCAGUAAGUCAGACAUUAUCCUAAAUUAAAAUACCCAAAGAGGAAAGAAGACCUCAUUUCAUCUUCAUUCUGAUUUUAUCACACCUGAAUUUAUAUGGCUUGAUCUUAUAUGUAACUUGUUUUGUAGUCUCUGAAACGAGAUUUUUUAGGAUUACAAACACAAAAUUAGGAAAUAUGUUUGAAAGUAAACAAACUGGCUGGGUGUGGUGGCUCAUGCCUGUAAUCCCAGCACUUUGGGAGGCCAAGGUAGGUGGAUCACCUGAUGUCAGGAGUUCAGGACCAGCCUGACCAACAUGGUGAAACCUUGUCUUAGUAAAAAAGAAAAAAGAAAGUGAACAAACUGACACAUGUUGGCCAGGCUGGUCUCAAACUCCUGACCUACCAAAGUGCAGGGAUUACAGGUGUGAGUCACCAUGCCUAACUUACAUAUUUAUUUUUUAGAACCAUAUCCAUGUCCAUGCUAUUUGGCAAAAACAAAACAAAACCAUAUCCGUGCUUUUAUACUAUAUACUCUGAAGUAAAAUGCCAAUCAUAAAAUCUGUGUGAGGCUUAGCUUUCAGAUCUAUGUGAAGGUUGUUUAAUUUUUCCUAGGACAGAGGUGGAAACUUUAGAUUUUUUGCUUUGAGAUAAACUACUUAAUCUCUUACCUGUAUUUUUUAUUCAGUAUUUCUUACCAUUUAGAAGGCUCUUAAAAACAAUAAAUAAUACAAUUCAUAUAAAUAUUCUAGUUUUAAAGUUAGAAUGAUGGGUCAUGGUUGCUUUCUUUCUAAGAUUUGGCUUAUACUAAUUUAAUGAAAACCACUUUUUAUUAGAUUCCCACUUAACUCCGUUUAAAAAGAUCAGAAACUGGGCACACAUAUGCUUGUGUGUCUUUUUCUUAAACAUAUGUUUUAUGUAUGCAUCUUUUUGUGCUAUAGUGCAAGGUGGAGAUAGGAACACUAUAGCAUGUAAGAAGUAAUUAGGUGCAUCCCACUUCGUGUAAUAGGUAGGUUUCCAGACAUUUGUAUGGGAGAAAAGGAUUGUAAAUGUCUUCAUAUUUUAUGUAAUGAUAGAUGUGUACAGGAACCUAAUUAAGGAAUCUAACCUGUGGGUCAUCUUUCUGUUGUGUUAUCUAUUGUCCCCUAAAGGAAAUUUUAAAAAAUAUUUCAUUUUUCAUACACUUUGAAACAACAAGGUCUUUUGAAAAGGGCAUUCCUGUAUAAGGGUUAAAACUUAAUCAGAUUUUAUUAAAAAGCCGGGCAUGGUGGCACAAGACUCUAAUCCCAGCUACUGAGGAGGCUGAGGCAGGAGACUCGCUUCAACCUGGGGGGCGGAGGUUGCAGUGAGCUGAGAUCACGCCAUUGCACUCCAGCCUGGGCAACAGAAUGAGACUCAAUCUCAAAAAAAAAAAAAGCAUAUGUAUAAAAUCAGAUAUGAGGAAUUAGAAUGUUUGACCUAAGGAUGAGGAAUUUUGUCAACUAAGAAAGUGUGUUUUUUCUGGUCCUCACAAAAUUUUCUAAGGGGUAUCUGGGAUGAUACAUGGAUAGGAUACCUUGUUUUCAUUCUCUGUUCUAGGUCUUUUCUGCUUUGCAAUUUCUUGGUUUAGUGACCCACACUCUAUUCUGUUUGAUCCCACACAAAUGAGUGUUAAGCAUGUCUUCACCAUGCCAAGAGGCAACUGAGUGGCCAGAAAGCAAAUGAGGAUAGUUGCUGGGUACAUAACUACCUUGACCAGUCGAUGUUGUUGGCAUUGUGGCUCUGUAGAUAAGCUUUAGUCUAUUUAGGAAGAGUUUUCAGGGAAGUUUAAAAAUGGAACUAAAAAAAUAUGGGAUGGUCCUAACAAUGCAUUUUUUAAAAAAAUUGAGAUAUAAUUCAUAUGCCGUAAAAUUCGUUAUCUUAAAAUGUACAGUUGUGUGUUUUUAAAUAUAUUUAUAGAGCUGUAUAACAAUCACCACUAUCUAACUCCAGAACAUUUUCAUGUACCCUGUGCCCAUUAGCAGUUACCACCCAUUUCCACACCACCCAUCUCCUGGCAACCACUCAUCUACUUUCUAUCUCUGUAGAUUUGCCUAUUCUGGACAUUUCAUAUAAAUGGAAUCAUAUGAUAUGUGGCCUUUUGUGUCUGGCUGCUUUCACCUAGUGUCAUGUUUUCAAGGUUCAAUCAUGUUGUAGUAUGUAUCAGUAUAUCAUUCCUUUUUAUAACUGAAUAAUGUUUCAUCAUAUGUGUAGUCUGCAUUUUGUUGAUCCAUGCAUCAGUUGAUGGACACUUGCUGGUUUCUACUUUUUGACUGUUAUGAAUAAUGCUGCUAUGAACAUUCAUGUACAAAUCGUCAUGUGGACAUAGGGUUUCUUUUUCUCUUGGAUAUAUACCUAGGAAUGGAAUUGCCAGGUUAGAUGCUAAUGUUUAACUUUUUGAGGAGCUACCAAACUGUUUUCCAAAGCAGCCGAGCAAUUUGAUUCCCACCAGCGAUGUGUGGGGGUUCCAGUUUCUCCACAUCCUUCCCAACUCUUUGUUAUUUUUCUUUUUUUAUUGCAUUUUAGGUUUUGGGGUACAUGUGAAGAGCAUGCAAGAUAGUUGCAUAGGUACACACGUGGCAGUGUGAUUUACCGCCUUCCUCCCCUUCACCUAUAUCUGGCAUUUCUCCCCAUGCUAUCUCUCCCCAACUCUCCACCCGCCGCUGUCCCUCCCUUAUUUCCCCCCAACAGACCCCAGUGUGUAGUGCCUCCCUCCCUGUGUCCAUGUGUUCUCAUUGUUCAACACCCGCCUAUGAGUGAGAACAUGCGGUAUUUGAUUUUUUGUUCUUGCGUCAGUUUGCUGAGAAUGAUGGUUUCCAGGUUCAUCCAUGUCCCUACAAAGGUCACAAACUCACCGUUUUUGAUGGCUCCAUAAUAUUCCAUGGUGUAUAUGUGCCACAUUUUCCCAGUCCAGUCUAUCGUCGAUGGACAUUUGGGUUGGUUCCAGGUCUUUGCUAUUGUAAACUGUGCUGCAAUGAACAUUUGUGUGCAUGUGUCCUUAUAGUAGAACGAUUUAUAGUCCUUUGGAUAUAUACCCAGUAAUGGGAUUGUUGGGUCAAAUGGAAUUUCUAUUUCUAGGUCCUUGAGGAAUCGCCACACUGUCUUCCACAAUGGUUGAACUAAUUUAUACUCCCACCAAAAGUGUAAAAGUGUUCCUAUUUUUCCACAUCCUCUCCAGCAUCUGUUGUCUCUAGAUUUUUUUAAUGAUCGCCAUUCUAACUGGCAUGAGAUGGUAUCUCAAUGUGGUUUUGCUUUGCAUUUCUCUAAUGACCAGGGAUGAUGAGCAUAAAAAUAAUAGCCAUCACAGUGGGUAUGAAGUGGUUAUCUCUCUGUGGUUAUGACUUCCGUUUCCCUAAUGACUAAUGCUGUUGGUUGUCUUCUCAUCUAUUCUUUGGAGAAAUGUCUAUUUAAACCCUUUGCCUUUAAAAAAAAAAUAGGUUUUAAAAAAAGUUGUUGGAUUUUAAGAGUUUAUUCUGGAUACUAGACCUUAUCAAAUAUAUGAUUUGCAAAUAUUUUCGCUUAUUCUGAGGGUUGUCUUUUCACUUUUUUAGUGGUAUGUAUCAUUUGCAGCACACGUUUUCAAUUUUGAUGCUGCCCAAUUCAUCUGUUUUUUCUCUUGUCUCUUUUGCUUCUGGUGUCAUAUCUAAUAAACCAAAGGCCAUGAAGAUUUACUCCUAUGUUUUUUCUUAAGAAUUUUAUUUCAUUUUAUUUUUUGAGAUGGAGUUUCGCUCUUGUCGCCCAGGCCGGAGUGUAGUGGUGCAGUCUUGGCUCACCGUUGAGAAUGGCUUGAACCCGGGAACCUCUCCUUCCCUGGUUCAAGCCAUUCUCCUGCCUCAGCCUUCUGAGUAGCUAAGAUUACAGGUGUGCACCACCAUGCCUAGCUAAUUUUUGUAUUUUUAGUAGAGAUGGGGUUUCACCAGGUUGGCCAGGUUGAUCUCGAACUCCUGACUUCAGGUGAUCCACCCACCUUGGCCUCCUAAAGUGCUGGGAUUACAGAAGUGAGCCUCUUCACCCGGCCCUGUUUUUAGUGUUAACUUUUAUCUUUAGGUCUUUGAUCCAUUUUGAGUUAAUGUUUACAUAUGUUAUGAAGUAGGAGUCCAAUUUUAUUAAUUUUUUGCAUGUAGAUAUCCAGUUGUUGAAAAGAUCAGUCUUUCCCCAUGUAACGAUAUUGGUACUUUAGUCAAAAAUCAGUUGACCUUAGUUAGAUGUGUGGGUUUAUUUCUGACUCAAUUCUAUUCUAGUGAUCUGUGUGUCAAUUUUUAUGCCAGAACAAUACAAAAGAUUGUAUCUUUGUGUAGUAAGUUUGGUAAUUAGGAAGUAUGAGUCUUCCUUUUUUUUGGUCGGGGAGGGGAUGGAGUUUCACUUAUGUUGCCCAGGCUGGAGUGUAGUAGUGCAGUCUCGGCUCACUGUAACCUCUGCCUCCUGGGUUCAAGAGAUUUAAAAAUUAUUUUGGCUAUUCCACAUCCCUUGCAUUUUUUUGUUUCUUUUUUAUCUUUCUUUCUUUCUCUCUCUCUUUUUUUUUGAGGCAGUGUCUCACUCUGUUGCCCAGGCUAGAGUGCAGUGCUGUGAUCACAGCUCACUGUAACCUCAGCCUCCUCAUGGGCUCAAGGGCUCUUCCCAUCUCAGCCUCUUGAGCAGCUGGAAGCACAAGCUUGUACCACCAUGCUCUCCCUGUGGUACUCAGGCUGAUUUUGAACUCCUGGGCUCAAGCAGUCUUAGCACCUUAGCAUCCCACAGUAUUGGGAUUACAGGUGUAGGCUACAGCGCCUGGCCAUUCCUUGUAUUACUAUAUGAAUUUUAGGAUUGGUAUGUCCAUAUCUGCAAAAAAAUCCAGUUGAAAUUUUGAUAGCAAAUACAUUGAAUCUGUAGAUAAAUUAAGGGAGUAGCAUUUUACUGAUACUGAGUCUUCUAUGAAUAUGAGGUGCCUUUCCAUUCGCUUAGGUCUUCUUUAAUUUAUUUCAACACUGUUUUAUAGUUUUCAGUGUAACAGUUUUGCAUUUGUUUGGUUUAACUUAUUCCCAAGUAUUUUGUUUUUGUUAUUGCAGUCCAAAGGCCAGAGAGUCUGGAAUUCUGAUGUCCAAGGGUAGGAGAAGAGUGUUCCCAGCUCUAAGGGAAAGAGAAGAAAUCACCUUUUCUCUGUCUUUUUUGUUCUAUCUGGUCCUUCAGCCAAUUGUUUUGUUUGUUUGUUUGUUUUUUGAGAUGGAGUGUUGCUCUGUCACCCAGGCUAGCGUGCAAUGGCGCCAUGAAGGCUCACUCACUGCAACCCCCACCUCUCAGGUUUAAGUGAUUCUUCUGCCUCAGCCUCUCAAGUAGCUGGGAUUACAGGGGUGUGCCAUCACACCUAGCUAAUUUUUGUAUUUUUAGUAGAGACGGUUUCACUGUUUUGGUCAGGCUGGUGUUGAACUCCUGACCUCAAGUGAUCUGCCCACCUUGGCCUCCCAAAGUGCUGGGAUUACAGACAUGAGCCACUGUGCCUGGCCCUUCAGCCAGUUGGAUGGUGUCUGCCCACAUUGAUGGUAGCUCUUCCCCACUCAGCCCACCGACUCACACACCAAUCUCUGGAACACCCUCACAGACACACCUAGCAGUAAUAAUUUACUUGUUCCCUAGCUAUUCCUUAAUCCUUUCAAGUUGACACCUAAAAUUAACCAUCAUACUUGUUGAACUCUUUAUUAGCUCCAAUAGUUAUUUAAGGAUUCUUUAGAGUUUUCUAUAUGUAAGAUCAUGCCAUCUGCAACCGGAUAUAAUUUUAUUUCUUUCUUUUCAAUCUGAGUAUCUUCUUUUUCUUAUCUAAUUGCCCGAGUUAGAACUUACAGUACAAUGUUAAAUAGAAGUGGACAUCCUGGCCUUAUUCCUGAUCUUGGGGGAAAGAUUCAAGUCCUUCAUUGCUGAGUAUGAUGUUGUGGGUUUUUCCAUAGAUCCCUUUACCUGGUUGAGGAAGUAUCCUUCUAUUACUGGUCUGUUGAGUGUUUUAUUUUUUAAAUCAUGAAAGGGUAUUGGAUUCUGUGUUUUAAUGAAGGAAUGGACAGACAUUGUGAGUUGAGUUAUACUGUCUAUAUCAGGAAAUUCAUUUUGUUGAAGUGAGUUUUAAAAUCUCUACAAGAGCCAGGCUCGGUGGCUCAUGCCUGUAAUUCCAGCACUUUGGGAGGCCGAGGUGGGUGGAUCAUGAGGUCAGGAGACUGAGACCAUCCUGGCUAACAUAGUGAAACCCUGUCUCUACUAAAAAUACAAAAAAAUUAGCUGGGUGUGGUGGCACAGGCUUGUAGUCCCAGCUACUCAGGAGGCUGAGGCAAGAAAAUCACUUGAACCUGGGAGGUAGAGAUUGCAGUGAGCCGAGAUUGAGCCACUGCACUCUAGCCUGGCAACAGAGCAAGACUCACUCCUAAAAAUAAAUAAAUAAAAUAAGAUAAAACCUAUUUUUUUUUUUUUUUUUUGAGAGGAGUUUCGCUCUUGUUACCCAGGCUGGAGUGCAAUGGCGCAAUCUUGGCUCACCGCAACCUCCGCCUCCUGGGUUCAGGCAAUUCUCCUGCCUCAGCCUCCCAAGUAGGUAGGAUUACAGGCAUGUGCCACCAUGCCCAGCUAAUUUUUCGUAUUUUUAGUAGUGAUGGGGUUUCACCAUGUUGACCAGGAUGAUCUCGAUUUCUUGACCUUGUGAUCCACCCUCCUUGGCCUCCCAAAGUGCUGUGAUUAGAGGCUUGAGCCACUGCGCCCGGCCAAGAUAAAAUCUUUACAAGAAACUUGUCAAGUUGAAGCCAUAGAAGUGCUUGUUGAUGGUUUUUAAACAGUUCUUCAAUUGAUAUACAUUUAAUGUUUUCUAAAUUCAUUAAACUGAUUCUCUUCAUUAACCCAAGUUAAUUUGAGUUUGUGUUCACUUGCCUAAAGCUACAGAGACACACAGACAUGAUGAGAGAUAAAAAAUUCCUUGCUUGUAUUGGUUGGUUCAUUGUAGAGCCUCCUUAUUACCUGACCUCAUGCUUCUCAAACUCAGUUAUUUCAGGGUCCUGGGAGAGAAUGUUGGAGGUUGUGGAUACAAGGUGCCUCUAUGUCCUUGAAUUGUCAAUGUUAGAACUCUUUCAGUGCUCUUUCUUCACCUGUCUUGGGAAUGCUUUGGCAGAAGAGCUGAGAAACAGCUCUGAAUUUCCUGGAACUGGAUUUCCCAACAGUGUUUAAUCCUAUCUUUCCAUAGUACUUACAGGAAGCACAAGUACCACUGAAUUACUGGGAUGGAGGGUGUAUUCCGAAAACAAGACUUGAUGGUUAAUUAACCUGCAACAUUGCCCUAGGAAAAGUUUUGGGUCUUCUUGUUGUUGUUUAAUUUUAAUCUUUUGUGUGCACAAAACAGGAGCAUUUGCCUAACAAGUGUCACUUCUGUGCUGGUCACUGUGGGGUACACAGAGAUGACCAUCAACUGGCCUCACCCUGACAAAUACGUUCUGAGAGAUCCUUCUACCUGCAAAAAGCCCUCAAAAGAUCCAUUCUGAGGGUCCUUUACACAAAUACUAACCCCAGAUUUUUUUUUUUUUUUUUUUGAGACGCAGUCUUGCUCUGUCACCCAGGCUGGAGUGCAGUGGCAUGAUCUUGGCUCACUGCCACCUCCAUGUCCCAGGUUCAAGUGAUUCUCCUGCCUCAGCCUCCCAAGUAGCUAGGAUUACAGGCAUGUGCCACUAUACCUGGUUAAUAUUUGGGUUUUUUGUUUUGUUUUGUUUUGUUUGUUUGUUUUUUUGAGAUGGAUUCUUGCCCUGUCGCCCAGGCUGGAGUGCAAUGGCACAAUCUUGGCUCUCUACAACCUCUGCUUCCCAGGUUCAAGCAAUUCUCCUGCCUCAGCCUCCUGAGUAGCUGGGAUUACAGGCACCUGCCACCACAUCUAGCUAAUUUUUGUAUUUUUAGUAGAGAUAGGGUUUCACCAUGUUGGUCAGGCUGGUCUCAAACACCUGACCUCGUGAUCCACCCGCCUUGGCCUCCCAAAGUGCUGGAAUUACAGGCGUGAGCCACCUGGACAGUUUUUGUAUUUUUAUUAGCGAUGGGGUUUUGCCAUGUUGGCCAGGCUGGUCUCGAACUCCUGACCUCAGGUGGUCUGUCUGCCUCAGCCUCCCAAAAUGCUGGGGUUAAAGGCAUGAGCCACUGUGCCUGGCUCCAAGCCCAGAUUUUUUAAUGUGAUUCGUCAUCAUAAGUGGAAUUUCCUUUUGGAAAUUAUGUUACUAAAAUCAGUGAAAAGCUUAAUAUUAUCUGCAAACAACAUUUCCUCAAAUGGUUGGAAGCUCACUUGCGAGUUUUCUGGUUUUUACUAACUUUUAAUAGAUAAAGCCCCGCUGGCAUUUUUUCAUGAGUAAUAUUUCUAAUGUAGUUUUUGACUGAAUACUUACAGUUCUCUAAUUUUGUACAUAUGCCCCAGAGGCCUUUGGUUAAUGGCUACAUUUUAAAUAAAUCUUGUGAAUGUUCUAGGCACAUAUUAAUCUUCAAUGCAAAUGUGUAUAUCAAACCUAAUGGAGUUAUGGUCCAAGAUUCUGGGCAUACUACAUUUGUAAUGUUACAUAUUUAUUUAAAAUGUUCAGGGAAAAAAAAGCUUUCAAAGAGAGAUGGACUUUGCCGUAACUGUAAAAUAAAUUUAUUCAGUACUAUUGAUAACAGCUAUUCUUAGGAAUAGCAGGAUCCCCACUAAUUAGUCAUUGACUGUUUGAAUAAUGGCUACAACUCCUAAAAUUUUAUAAAGUAAUGAAAAUUAUGGCAACUUUUUCAUUAAAAUGUAUUAAUAUUUUAUAAUUUUUUUUUUUGAGAUAGGGUCUUGCUUUGUCUGCCCAGGCUAGAGGGCAGUGGCACGAUCUUGGCUCACUGCAACCUCCACCUCCUGGGUUCAAGUGAUUUUUCGUGUCUCACCCUCCCGAGCAGGUGGGAUUACAGGUGUGUGUACACCUGGCUAAAUUUUGUAAUUUUAGUAGAGAUGGGGUUGGCAAGCCUGGUCUUAAACUCCUGGCUUCAAGAGAUCUGCCUCCCAGAGUGCUGGGAUUACAUGUGUGAGCCACCACUCCUGGCCUGGCGGUCUUUUAUUUUUGCUUAAUACUUUUUUUGGUUUGUUUGUUUUGGGUGUUUUGUCUUUUUUUUUUUUUGAAACAGAAUCUCACACAGUGGCCCAGGCUAGAGUGCAGCAGCAUGAUGACUCAUUGCAGCCUCCACCUUCUGGGCUCAAGUGAUCCUCCCACCUCAGCCUCCCAAGUAGCUGGGACUACAGGUGCAUAUCACCACACUCGGCUAAUUUUUAACUUUUUUGUACAGACAGGGGCUGACUGUGUUGCCCAGGCUGCUCUCAAACUCCUGAGCUCAAGUGAUUUUCCUGCCUUGGCCUCUCAAAGUGCUGGGAUUAUAGGCAUGAGCCACCUUACCUGGCCUGGUUAAUAUUUUUAAAUAUUUUGAAAAUAAACCUCUGAUUUUAGUUGGUUAGCUUAUAUAUAUGUAUAUACACACACACACACACACACACACACACAUAUUUAUUUAUUUAUUUUAAUGACAAUCUCUGUUGCCUAGGCUUGCGGGCAGUGGCACAAUCAUAGCUUAUUGUAGCCCCAACCUCCUGGGCUCAAGCAAUCCUCCCAUCUCAGCCUCCCAAAGUAGCUAGGACUACAGGCAUGCACCAUGAUGCUCAGUUAAUUUUAUUUAUUGUUUGUAGAGACAGGGUCUCAUUGUGUUGCCCAGGCUGAUCUUGAACUCCUGAGCUCAAGUGAUCUGCCUGCCUUGGCCUUCCAAAGUGCUGGAAUUACAGGCAUGAGCCACCAUGUCUGGCCCCCUAGUUGGUUAUCUCAAUAAAAUUUGCUUAGAGAAAAGAAAUUGUAGUCAGUAGCCUCUCAAAAAUAUAUCUUCCCCUCUGUAUUUAUAGAUUCAUUUGUUAUAGGAAAACACAGGUCACUGGAGGUAAUGGGGUGAUGAUUGUAAGGACACAACCGUAGCUGCCAGCCGAGUCUGGUGGUUCUGUUCUCUUUCCUCCUCCCUCUCAGGGUCUGACGUCACCCUCACCUGCAUGGUAUCUCUUCUUCUUUUCCAGUAUCUUCUUUACUUGAGGUUCACUUGUUGAUUCUCUUUGUACUUUCCAUCUUCAGAUUCCAGAGCAGAAUUAGCUGAGUCUUAUCAUCACCUGGGUUGGGGAGAGGCUUUACAAGCCAGGCUCCCUGCCCUGGAGGAAGCAGUGAUUUUGGGUGAGGUGAUUGCUGUGGGCAGGACAGUUUCUUUUAGAAGAAAGUGUUGGAAGUAUCCUAUGGUCCACAGAGACUGUGCAGAGUAACACCCUGGCCCACCGUGUUCAUGACAUUUUGCUGGUUGGACAUGAUGAGAAGGAAGUAGAAGUACUUAGAUGUCACAGUGAUUGACCUGUCUGGUAUCCUCAAGAGUAGAAAAUGAAUUUUACUCUAAGCUCAAAUUGCUGUUGGGAUUAGCCACAGUUAUAACAAAAAUGAAUCAUUCUGUGGCCAGAGGACAUGGCUGACCUGUGGCUGUCUCUAGAAAGGUGAGUGUUUGAAUUGAAGUCAUUGGCAUGUUCAGCUAAUUACCAAGUAAGCAGAUUUCUAGAUCUCUUCAAAUAAAAGAGCAUCUAUCUUGGUAUUUACUCUUAGAGCUCCUCUUGUCUUAUACCAAACUCUCCCCCGAUUGUUAGGGGACAUUUUUGCAAAGGAGCAACUCUGUGAGAUUUGACUUGAGGGUGCUUCUUGCCUUUUUUUUUUCUUUUUUUCUUUUUGAGAUGGAGUCUUGAUCUGUUGCCCAGGCUGGAGUGCAGUAGUAUGAUCUUGGCUCACUGCAACCUCCACCUCCUGGUUUCAAGUGAUCCUCCUGCCUCAGCCUCCCAAGUAGCUGGGAUUACAAGAGUGUGCCACUACACCCGGCUGAUUUAUAUAUUUUUAGUAGAGAUGGUGUUUCACCAUGUUGGCCAAGCUGGUUUCAAACUCUUGACCUUAAGUGAUGUACCUGACUUGGCCUCCCAAAGUGCUGGGAUUACAGGCACGAGCUACCACACCUAGCCUUGUGCCUGUUUCUGUAUGAAUCAGUCAGAGACCUCACAUCACUGACAUUAUUGUGGAAGUGGUAUUUGAGUUGUGGAUCUUUCUGGUUUCUUCAUAUGCAGCUGUUUCAAUGUUUAUUCUUAUUAUUUAUUAAGCUAGCUAGUCUAAUUUUCUGAAUCCCCUUUUGUUUCCUUUCUUUUGAUCUCAUUUGGAAAUGAAAUAAGCAAUUCCUAUCAAAAUUCCCAUUAGAACAUUUUUCUAGAGUACUUGAUUAAAUUGUUAGGUGAAAAUAAUUCGAGUUUUUUUCUCUUAAUGUUACUGAGAGUUUGGUAGAGGAAAUGAGUGCAGUAAUUGUCAAACUUUUUUUUUUUCUGAGACAGGGUCUCUCUCUUGCUGAAUCUGUAGUGCAGUGGCACACAAUCUCAGCUCACUGCAACCUCUGCCUCCCAGGCUCAGGCAAUUCUCCUGCCUCAGCCUCCUGAGUAGCUGGGAAGCUGGGAUUAUAGGCAUGUGCCACCAUGCCCAGCUAAUUUUUGUAUUUUUAGUAGAGAUGGGGUUUCACCAUGUUGGCCAGGAUGGUCUCAAACUCCUGACCUCAAAUGAUCCACCUGCCUUGGCCUCCCAAAGUACUGGGAUCAUGGGCAUGAGCCACAGUGCCUGGCCUAAACUUAAAAAAAAAAGUCUGCCUUCUUAGUAGUUCAUAUUUGGGAUGAUGAAUACUUUCUAUUUCUAUUUUAGGGAAAAUAUUUUGAAUAUGAAUGCAGUUAGUAAUCAGAUUGUUUUCACUGAAUGUCAUUGCAUCAGACUGUUCAAUAAUUCUUAAUUAUUGAAUAGUCUGAAUAUAGACACUGUAAGUCUUUGGACUAGAGCAUAAAUCCGGAGUACAUUUUUUCCAAUUUAUGUUGUAAUUAAUUAUUUUUUGCUUUUACAGCCCAAAACUGAUGGCUUACAUGUUAAUGUGCCAAAUGGCCUGUGACUUAGAUUUGUAUUAUCCUUCAUUUUAGAAAGCCAUUGACUUGAAAUCUCCGAAGGUAAACUUUUUGGCCAUUUUUAACUUGAGAGUAAAGGAUAGAUUUACUUUUGUAAGGUCACAGAAUAUAGAUUUUAAAUAUAUAUUAUGAAUACCAAGUUAUGGAUUAUAUUCUAUUUAAAUUAUUUAUGUAAAGAUAAAUGUCUGUUUUGCACUAAAAAAUACCUUAUGCAUUCAACCAUUUUUAUAUCAUGAUAGUUCAGUUUUAUGUUGAAAGAAUUUUUUUUUUUGAGACAGGGUCUCACUCUGAAGCCCAGGCUUCAGUACAGUGGCAAGAGAACGGCCCACUGCAGCCUCAACCUCCUCGGCUCAAGUGAUCUUCCCACCUCAGCCUCUCAAAUAGCUGGGAUUACAGGCACAUGCCACGACACCCAGCUAAUUUUUGGAUUUUUUAUAGAGAUGGGGUUUCACCAGGUUGCCUGGGGUAGUUUCAAACUCCUGGGCUCAAGCAAAUCCACCCACCUCAGCCUCUCAAAGUGCUGGGAUUACAGGUAUGAGCCACCACUCCUGGCCAGGAAAUGUUUUUAUUUGAUUCAUUUUAAAUUUGAUUUUUAGCUUAAGUUUAAUUUUGAUCAAUAAACUAACCACCUCACUAUCCCUCUUGAGACCAAGACCUUUUUCUUCAGUUUCAGAAUACCUUGAAUUUGGUUGCACAUUUUUACUAUUAUCAGAAAAUACGUCGAAGUAGCCUUAUAUCAAAGGUAGCCUUAUAUGGAGAGACUUAUGCAAAGGUAUUAGAGUAUUUAAUUUCUAGUAUUUUUUCUAGAAUUGAGAAUCUCGGGUAUUUCUGGGCAUAUAAGAACUUUGAGAAGAGUUCUUUAGUUAUGAGUAAAAAAUGUUAAGUACAUUGAGAAUGUCUUCACAUUUGUACUUAUGACAUUUGUACUUCUGUUGGGUAAAGUUAUACCUCAGUUUCUUGGUUGAUACUGCCAUAUAAGAUUCAUUAAUGGAUAAAUUGCUAUGUAUGUGUGUGAUAAAGAUAUUUGCCUUAAAAUAGAACACUUCUGUCUUGCAAACAGUUUAUGGUCAAAUUGCCUUUUCAUUUACUGCUCUUUCUGUGCACCUAGUGAAUGCAAGUCUGAUACAAAGUCCAUGGAUAUAAGAAAGAAGAUGAAGUGUCUUUUCAUUGUUAAUUAUCUGGACAUGGAUUAAAAAGUAUUUUCAACAUGUAAAGAUUUUAUGGAAAAAAAUUAAUACGUGUGUGUUGUUUGACUUUAACUGCUAAAGAUAGCAAGUGAUUGAACAGAUAUAUAUUGGUUUUAACCAUUAUUUUUAUUGACCCUAUUCUCAAUGAGAGUAGUGAUUCAAUUGUGUGUGUGGUCAGUUUUACUAUUUCCACUGUAUAUACAUAACUACCAUUAACUGUCAUCCUUAAUGGAUUCAACCAAUGAGGAAGAUAAUGUGGAUGGAAAAGAUUGUAUUAUUGUUUGGGAUUUAAGGUAAUAAUUAUAUUGUUUGGUAGCUGUUUUAGGAAUGAUGGUUUACAUUGACAUAGCUUUUAUUUUCUAAUAAAAAGAUUUCAAAUCAGCUCAAUUUAUGUGACGUUUUCUAUUUUAAUACGGGAUUGGUGAAAUAUGCAGUCAUUUGGGUCUUUUCUCGUUCAGCUGUGUUACUUAUGUAUUUGUCAGAUCUUUAAUAGUAUCUUUAAAUGGGCAUCAAAUAUUUGAUUAAUUUGUGGUUGGAGCUUUUUAGCAUCUUCAGUUCUUAAGGAAAUCAUAUUUUAUAAAAAUUAACUUUGUUUUGAUAUAAUUAUGUUGUAUGUACACCUGAAAAAAACUGUACAGCUUGAACAUCUGAAUAGUUAAUAUUAAAUACAUGUUACUAUCUGUUGCAUCAACUUCAUUAAUUCGUGUACAGUAGUUCAUCUUAGUGAACUUAUUUCCCUUUUGUUCUGAACCAAAACUUCACUUUGCAAUAAACUACUGGUGGAUGAAGCACAAA
Messenger RNA from Callithrix jacchus (white-tufted-ear marmoset), 18276 nucleotides. RefSeq names its product potassium voltage-gated channel modifier subfamily G member 3 (gene KCNG3). Lineage: Eukaryota; Metazoa; Chordata; Mammalia; Primates; Cebidae. The record is from RefSeq and is a predicted model, not a curated record. Gene Ontology annotation, molecular function: delayed rectifier potassium channel activity; protein binding. Gene Ontology annotation, biological process: protein homooligomerization; potassium ion transmembrane transport; action potential. Gene Ontology annotation, cellular component: membrane; voltage-gated potassium channel complex.